Messenger RNA from Carassius auratus (goldfish), 5028 nucleotides. RefSeq names its product G-protein coupled receptor 4-like. Bases 2226 to 3314 code for a protein of 362 amino acids. Gene Ontology annotation, biological process: G protein-coupled receptor signaling pathway. NCBI's taxonomy places the organism in Eukaryota, Metazoa, Chordata, Actinopteri, Cypriniformes, Cyprinidae. Gene Ontology annotation, cellular component: membrane. The record is from RefSeq and is a predicted model, not a curated record. The transcript has 2 exons. Gene Ontology annotation, molecular function: G protein-coupled receptor activity.
AACUAAAAAAGUUGAAAACAGAAAUUAUUAUUUUUCAUUGAAAAUGCAAUUUAUAAGAGUUGUUCUCACAUGCAUUUCUUAAUUUGCAGUUAAUUUUUUUAGCAUGUGUUUUUCCCUCAUAAAAUGUCCGGCUGGAAGUGACACAUUGCCUGAGAUGACUUUUGCCACUCGGCAAAUCCAUCCACCUGCGCCGUGGCCUUUGUAUUAUGCAAAGCCAAGUCAGUUGAUGUGCACAUGUCUGUGCGCAGGAAUUCUGUCUGGACUUGUCCAUGGUGCGGAGAAGUUUGGCCUGGAAUACUUAGAGCACCACAAUCGUGUAAAGCGUGAGCCAGCCUUGCCAGCCAUUGAAUAAACCCUGUUUUCUCUCUUAGGUUUCUUGCUUGCAGAGUCAGCAAGGAGAAGAUCAUCUUCACUGAAUGAGAAAAAUUCUCGCUCAGAGCCGACUUAUAUAGUGGUCAACCCCUCACCUUUUGGCGGGUUGAAGUGCCAUUGGUUUUUGCAGUUACACGAAUGUGAACAAAUCAGGCUUCAGUAUCAAAGUGAACAAGAGUUUACCCAUAAGGGUCAGUGACGCAAUAGGAAAGACAGGGAAAGGGAACAACCUGUUAGGGUUCUGUGUAAUCUUUUGUGUGAGAACUGGAGAAGACUUAAGAUUUAAUAGAAUUACUUUUCGUGAAAAGAAUGAAAAGAAUGGAUUCUAAGAGCUGCUCUUGACGGAGCUCUUGUUGCUGGGCGAUUUCAGGAACAAAUUUGAAUCAGCCCGCUGCAGAACUUUCCACUUUCCUUAAUAGAGUCUUAAUAGAGAGUCUAUUUUCAGGCAUUUCCUUGUACCACAGCUGUAAAACCUCAUCACGCAGGAAUUAUUGGAAUAUAUGAAAAAUAUAUAUUUAGAUUUGCGUCAUUGUGUGUCUAUAAACAUAUCUCCAUCUGUUGUCACAUAUGAAAUAUGAAAAAUGUUGUGUCUACUAAGGUUAUAUCUAGGUUUAGAUCUAGCUAUCAUUUUGUCCUUCCCAUGCACAUUUUAAUAAAUCUUGUUUGUCCCCAGUGUCUGUUGCAUGUCCAGGGGUUUUGCCAGGCCUGGCUGUUGUAGACCUUGAUCUGAUCUCUCACAAAUGAGUGAAUAAAUGAAUAAUAAGUUUUUCUAUUUUAGAUUCAGUUUUUUUUUUUCUGGAUGCCUCCCUUUCACUCUUGUAUUUCUCUUCCUCUCGCUUCCUGUCUCUCUCCAGCUCUUUGAUUAUGAAAUAGUUGAAAGACUAUUUGGAAAUUUCCUAAUUGGAAAUCUACUGGCUCUUUUCUUCAAAUACUAACUGUACUUGUUAUUGUGAAUGUGACGUGAUAACAUUGGGGUCUUUCCUAUCAGACCAGAAAAAGGAGAGAGGUUUAAGGCAGAGAGUGAUGUUAAGGCUGUCUUGUUUACACUCAUUAUUUAACAUGACCCAGUGAACCACAGAGACAACACAAAACAUAAAGUUGUUAAUUGCUAUGAUAAAAUCCAUCUGGCAGUGUCCGGGCCUAAUUCACUACUCUUAGCUAACCACAGUUACACAAAAAUGCAAAUUGUUAUAUCAUUAUGUAUGCAACUGUUUGUUUUAGAAGGUAUUUCCGCAUUUGCAUUGUUGUACAAAUGCAUGUUACUUUGCAGAAACCUUCAGGUCGCUCUUUAAACUGGACAAUAACAACAUUUGUUAUUUCAUGACAGAGCCUGUGCCUUGGGAGAUCAGGUCAUUCAGGGGUCAAGUGUCCAGCCUUCCGUUUCCUAUAAAUUUUUCCUGCGUGUACCAUGUCCGUCACACAAAAAGUGUGUUUCACACAAAAAAACAACGAAAACUACAUCACAAGGAGCAGAUGGAUGUUGUUGGACAGACCUAAGAAGAUUAGUCCCUGUGCAACCUUCAGAGAUGAAAGUGACACUUUCAUAUUGCUAAAAAAAAAAAAUCUUUAAUCCACCUGAAACCACUCCAAGGUGAUUGUUUCAUGAGGAUCAAUGGCAUGUUCUCUUUUGGACAUGUCUUUGACCUCUGAGCUCUCCGAGGUUAAAACUAGCCAAGAAAUGUGGUUGAGACAUGACACACCAGGUCCACCAUGCUAGACCGUAGUGGGCUGCAGUGUUACAGUUACAGUACAAUACAAUACUUUCUAGUCUUAUUUUUAAACAUUGCGUUGGGACCAUUGAAGCCUCAGCCAAUUUUGAUGACUAUAUAAGUCUCUGAGGAAGCGAAGAGACCAUGUGUAACAUUUCAUGCAAUGUUGUCUCAAACAUAGACCAGUUCUUCCAGCCGGUGCUGUAUAUUAUCGUCAUCGUCCUUGGCUUCCCGACUAACUGCCUGGCCCUGUGGGCUGCGUACAAGCAGGUCAGACAGAAGAAUGAGUUGGGGGUCUACCUGAUGAACCUCUCGGUGGCUGACCUCUUGUAUAUAGCCACUUUGCCACUUUGGAUUGACUAUUUUCUCCACCAUGACAACUGGAUCCACGGUCAAGUGUCCUGCAAGAUGUUCGGUUUCAUAUUCUACACCAACAUCUACGUCAGCAUCGCCUUCCUCUGCUGCAUAUCUGUGGAUCGUUACUUGGCUGUGGCUCAUCCCCUGAAAUUUGCUAAAGUCCGCAGGGUCAAAACAGCCUUGCUGGUCAGCACCGUUGUGUGGGUAACUGAAAUAGUGGCCAACUCUGCACCUCUCUUCCAUGAUGAGCUUUUCAAGGACCGCUUUAACCACACCUUUUGCUUCGAGAAGUAUCCCAUGCAGGAUUGGGUGGCGGGGAUAAACCUUUACCGCACUUUCCUCGGCUUCUUUGUGCCUUGGGGUGUAAUGUUGGCUGCUUACAGAGGCAUCCUGAGAGCCGUGCGCAGUAACGUCUCGACCGAGCGCCAAGAGAAAGCCAAAAUCAAGAGGCUGGCCCUCAGUUUGAUCCUCAUCGUCCUCCUCUGCUUCGCUCCCUACCACGUCCUCUUGCUGUGGCGCAGCAUCCUUUUCCUCACCAACCCUUGCGAUUGCGGUGCUGAAGAGAACUUGUUUGGUGCUUAUCAUGUGACUCUAGCACUCACCAGCCUCAACUGCGUGGCAGACCCCAUCCUCUAUUGCUUUGUUAACGAAGGGGCCCGUAAUGAUGUGGGCCGGGCCCUGUCCACUCUCUUCGGUCUCUUCCAGUGGUGCCAAAGCCCAGAGGCGCUCAUGGGGGCAUCCAUCACCGUGGAGACGCCGUUAGCUAUAAAGAAGCCCGAUUUCUACAAUGAGGUCAAAACGAAUGCCUAUAAAACUGACAUUGAAGUGCUCAAAGAUGAAUGCCUUCAAAUGACCAUUCUCAGUGUUAAAAAGUGAAGUUAAAUGUCAGUGAAACCUACAGCAGUCCCCUGAAGUGUGUGGACACUUACUGUAUGUGCGCACUUGAAACUGAAUUGUUUUGUGAAAAUGGCAAAAUAUUAAACCAAGUGGCAUCUUCAAAAGCUGCUGGAUCUUUUGUUAAAAAAAUUAUAUCUGUUUUUGUGAGCCAUUUUGUCAGUGACUUUUAAAGCCCAAAGUCUACUUAGGUUUUGAGGUGAACCCCUAGCUGCUUGUGUUUGAUAGCAUGCUCGAACACCGGCCCUCAACACAUGCCCUCUAUGAAGUUUUGUUCUUGUCCAGUGUCUAUGCUAUUUCUUUUUUUUCUAGAAGUUAUGACUGAUAAAAUUGUCUUUGCGCCUUAAACUAGAGUUGCAUGUAUCUCUUAACCCCCUCACACAAGUGCUUGUCAACAAAAGAAUCUUUUGUUGUUGCUGUCUCCAGUAGUUUAUUUUUCUGUUUUGACUUAGUCAAAAUUGUCUCCACUUUGUGGACAAGUUAAUUUUCUGCAGAAACAUUCAAGGUGCAUGUGCGAGCUGCACGCAUACAGGAUGUACAUGUUAUGAUGAUGAAGCUACGUAACAAGUUGAUUUUAAAAGACUCUUAACAACCAAAAAAAGUCUGAAUAGUUUUUUAUCUGAAUUUUGAACAAUAUUUCGUUUUACAAUUUAAAACACAACAAACUUGUUUUCCUUUUUCUUUUUUUCCUUGAAAUCUGUAUUAUAUUUUUGUCAAACUAAAACAAUGCCACUUGAUUUGAUUUUGUUAUGUAAUGCAAUAACAUUCAGAAUUUAAGUGCGGCUUAAAGGUAUAGUUCACGUAAAAAUGAAAAUUCUGUCAUAAUUUACUCACCAUCAAGUUCCAAACUUGUAUAUCUUUCUUUUAGACCUCGAAAGAAAAUGUUUUCUAUAAUGUCUCAGUUUUUUGUUUUUGUCCAAUAAAUGAAAGUUGCUUAGAUCCAACAGGAGGUUUUUUUUUUUUUUUUUUUUUUUUUGGACUCAUCAAAACAUCAUUUCAGGAACAAAAACAAUUUAAACAUUCCAUAUACUAUCUUCUUUGGUGUUCCAGGUUUGGGUCAGCUUAAUAGUCAUCAGAUAAUGACAGAAUGUUUUCUAUUUUGAGUAAACAAUCCCUUUAAGUGUAAUUACUUUUUGGGGCUGCUGUAUAUACACCUAUGUGUACCUCAAGUUUUGCACAGAAAAGGUCUACGAUAAAAUCUUUAACUUGGAAAUGAGGAUUAAUAAAUGUCAGUGAAAUGCUGAUGUCAAAAAGCCCUUCUCCUUUUGAAUGUUUUAUAUGUACAUGCCUGCUAUUUGUGUCUGUUCUUUCUAAUCUACUAUCCCUAUUUUGACAUUAUUAUUGGUCUUAGGCGCAAGCCCAGUUAUUUAUUUCCCCACUCUUGUCACAGUCAACACAAAUACUGCCUGGGUUGUUUCAGGUGUUGUGUUUUAAUAUGCAUCUUAAUACAUUGUAUAAAGUCUUUAACAAGGGGAGCAUGUUUCUCUCAGCCGUCUCGUUUGACAUCCUUUCCGUUCGGUGGCCCACAGAUACACAAAAUGGAAACUGUUUUCCAAACAAUGGGCUUUGCUAUUGUUUACAUUUUUUUCUUCAUUAGUUCUCCAGUUGGCCUCUUUCAGCCUACCAAACUGGAAGUCCUGAAUGUCAGCAGCGAGAAUGUAAUGGAUGCCGAAAUAAAAUAUAUGAUGUGGGCCGU